AUGGCCAACAGUAGCAGCGUUCCAAAGAACCCCCGCGCAUGGGAAGCUCUUACACCCUCACUCUCACAAUGGAUUCUCGAUGCUGUUUCGGCCAUGGGCUUCAGUCGCAUGACGCCCGUACAGGCAUCUGCCAUACCUUUGUUCAUGGGAAAUAAGGAUGUGGUCGUGGAAGCUGUCACAGGAAGUGGGAAGACCAUGUCCUUUUUGAUACCCGUUGUUGAGAAGCUACUACGGCUGGACUCUCCUGUGAAAAAGCACCAUGUUGGAGCCAUAAUAGUAUCGCCGACUCGUGAGCUGGCGGAACAGAUUUAUACCGUACUUCUCUCCCUCCUCGCUUUCCAUGCACCUUCAGCCUCAAAGCUCGCCCAGCUAGAAGGAAAAGAGCCACAGCUAGAUCCUGAGACAGGAAAGCCAUAUAGGUCCUCUACUCUCACAGUAAUCCCUCAAUUACUACUAGGAGGCACUUCGACACCGGCACAAGACCUCAGUAUCUUCCUCAAACGCUCGCCGAACCUCCUCAUAUCGACACCCGGCAGGCUGCUGGAACUUCUAUCCUCGCCUCAUGUACACUGUCCACAAUCCUCAUUUGAAGUGUUAGUUCUUGAUGAGGCAGAUCGCCUGUUAGAUCUCGGGUUCAAAGAUGACCUACAAAAGAUCCUCGCCAGGCUACCGAAGCAGAGACGAACAGGCUUAUUCAGUGCCAGCGUCAGUGAAGCUGUGGACCAGAUAGUACGUGUUGGAUUGCGGAAUCCAGUUAAAAUUGCCGUCAAAGUCCGUGGAGCCGGUGCAGAGGAUAAAAGAACGCCAGCUAGUCUCCAAAUGACAUAUCUCGCCACUCGCCCUUCUCAUAGAAUUCCUGCCCUAUCCAAGCUUCUUUCAUCCAUCUCUCCAAUUCCGCAGAAAUCAAUCAUCUACUUCUCCACCUGCGCAGCCGUGGAUUAUUUUAGCCUAAUUCUCCCUUCUCUGCUGCCAUCUUCGUUCACCAUUGUCCCUCUACACGGCAAACACGCUCCCAAUGUUCGCCAACGGAAUUUCACCCGUUUCACCCAAUCAGUAUCUCCAACGAUUCUCUUGACCACCGACGUUGCUGCCCGAGGACUCGAUAUCCCCCUGGUCGACCUGGUGGUACAACUUGACCCACCCACAGAUCCGAAAGUAUACAUUCACCGAUGUGGACGAGCUGGUCGCGCCGGCCGUCGUGGAUUAAGCGUUCUAUUUCUUACUACCGGCAGGGAGGAAGACUAUAUACCCUUUCUCGAUGUCCGAAAGACACCAGCUGCCCCCUUCUCCACUCCACCUAUUAUAACAACCGAUGCCGAGGCGCAGAUUGCAACGGAUACUAUUCGCCGUGCCGUAUUGGCUGAUAGGGCGGUACAUGAUAAGGGACAGCGUGCAUUUGUCAGCUGGGUACGGAGCUACAGCAAACAUCAGACUAGCAGUAUAUUCCGUGUAGCUGAUAUCAACUGGGAAGACAUCGGUCGAUCCUGGGGCCUGCUUAAUCUGCCCAAGAUGCCGGAACUGAAAGAGUUCAAGGGAGAUAAAAUGCUUGGACUCGGCCUGGAGGGUGUGGAUUGGGAUUCCUUUGCUUAUAAGGAUAAACAAAAAGAGAAGAGUAGGCUUGCGGCUCUGGCUGAGCUCAAGGAAAAGGGGGAAGGACCACGGCCGUCCAAGAAACGUGCUGCUGCACCGGGAGAGAAUAGUACGGUGGCUUGGAGCAAACAGUUGGAAAAGAAGGGUGAAAAGGAGAGGAAGCGUGAGAACAAGCGGGUGAAGAGAGAACAGGCUAAGAUUGAAGCCAUGACUGAGGAUGAGAAGGCGGAGCUACAGCGCACCAACGACAUGCUGGAAAAGGUGCGCAAGGCGAAUAUAGAGGCUCGCAAGAUGAAUUCUGUUGCCUCAAAAAAGAAACAGUCAGAGUCUCAUGAUGCUGAUGGAGUAGACGAUGAUGAGCCCUUUGAAGGCUUUGAUUGA
This is a messenger RNA of Nannizzia gypsea CBS 118893, 1971 nucleotides long. Its product is annotated as ATP-dependent rRNA helicase spb4. Gene Ontology annotation, molecular function: nucleic acid binding; ATP binding; RNA helicase activity. The record is from RefSeq and is a predicted model, not a curated record. The transcript has 3 exons. Bases 1 to 1971 code for a protein of 656 amino acids. Lineage: Eukaryota; Fungi; Ascomycota; Eurotiomycetes; Onygenales; Arthrodermataceae. Gene Ontology annotation, cellular component: nucleolus.